Molecule: messenger RNA, 2599 nt
Organism: Cataglyphis hispanica
Lineage: Eukaryota; Metazoa; Arthropoda; Insecta; Hymenoptera; Formicidae
Product: serologically defined colon cancer antigen 8 homolog
Exons: 9
Coding region: 24-2531 (835 amino acids)
Biological process (GO): neuron migration; establishment of cell polarity; tube formation
Cellular component (GO): centriole; centrosome
Source: RefSeq, a predicted model, not a curated record
CACUGAGGCAGAACGCGCUCAGAAUGCUGGCGGCGAACACUGCUUACGGUCGCCGUGAAUAUCACCCUUUCGUAGCCGGCAGUUCGACGAGUAUCGCGACCUUUGGCAACGCGGGUACAACGCGCCCGAAAUUCUUCCCGAGGUUCAUCAGCCGGUUGAAAACGUCACCCGAUAUAAGCAACUACGCGGAUCCGGCGUGCGUCGCACGGAUGAAGCGAUUAAAGAAUAGAAAAACAAAUGGAGCUACAAAGAUGGAUCUAAAUAAGAAGAAGCCGGCGGAUUAUAUGGAAUUUGCAUAUAGAGAAGCUAUCUCGAAACUAAAAUAUUUAUUGGCUGAAUCUUACGCGCCAACAGGAAUAUCUGGAAUAAAACCACAAAGUAUUCGGAGCAUGUACAAAAGCAGUAACCCGCGAAUUAGCGAGUCCGGAGAAGACACGGAUGAUCAGAGCAUGAUCAGCGAUAGUUUUCCGAGGAAAAAUCUGCGUGGAAAUACGGUUUCAAAUACUUUUCCUCCUCUUUCGAAGAGUCUUCAGCCAUCGAAAGCGUAUAGCAAUAUAGCGUUAUCAAAGGCAGAUCUCCAAUCCAUUCCGCCAGAGUUAACGUCAUUUAUCGAACGGCAGGAAGACUAUAUCGAGCAGUUGGAACGAGAAUCUCAGUAUUGCAGAGACGAACUGAUCAAUUUGCUAAGCAAAGUUCGCGAGGUCGUAGCUGAAAACGAAGCAUUGCAUAACAGGAAUCAAACUGCAUUAUCUAAGUGCGCUCUGCAGAAUCACAAGGAUCAUUGUACCGGUCAGGCGGAUCAAGAGUGUCGCAAGCAGGACACGAGCGAUCAUCAUGUCGAUAACUUGGAAAGCAAACGAGAAAAAUUUCUGGAAGGGCCCAGCAUAAUGUUUGAAUCGAGAAUCAGUGAAUUGGAGGCGCAGUUGACGCAGGCAAAACUGGAAUUGCGAAAGGCACAGGAGGAAAAUCAAGCAAAUUUAAAACGUUUGUCCGAGACUAGCUCGAAUGAGGGCAGCAUCGAAUUGAAAGUCGAAUUAGACAAGGCUCUACGCGCCAAAUACGAGGCCGAGAUGAAGCUGGAGGAACUACAAAAAUUGUUGUCAGCCGCGAAAGAUAAAGAGACUGAGGCGAUGCAAAAAGCGAAACGAUCUGUGGACGAAAGACAACAGAUUGAGUUCGAGAGGAGUCAAAGUGAAAUGGAGAUUCGGAGACUGAAGGACGAGCUGGAAAGGCAACACGAGAAGUUACGGGAGGCCGCCCAAGAAGCGAAUAGACGUAUAACCGAGGAAAGGCAACAUAUAGAACGUCGAUACAAUCAGCAAAUCGAGCAAUUCACUGCUGAUAUCGCGUCCCAUUGGGAAACCGCUAAUAAAGCGCAAUUGGAAUCUGAAAAACUGCGACGAGAGAUUAACGAGUUAAAACGAGAAUUAUCUCAGAAACAAACCACCAUUGAUAAUCUGAAAAAAGAGUUGCAAAAUAAGAUCUCUACUUUGCAAAGCGAUCUUAAUCAGGCAUUAAGCGAGAAAGACGCGGCGGAGCAAGAAAUUUUAACAAGCAAAUUGGCAGCUGAACGAAAUGAAAGACAAGCUCGUCAAGAACAGAAUAGAUUGCAGGCAGAGAUAAAUUCGUACAAGCAACGUCUGGAAAGAGCGGAUGCAGAUCUCGUACAUUGCAGACGAGAAAAUCUAAGACUGAUGGAGCAAAUAGCGUCUUUGGAAAAAGAGAUCAAUAUGAAUAAGAUUGUACGUUCCGAAGAUCAUAAAGAGAUUACACCUAGAUUGGAAAAUGAAAAGGAAUUGACUUCAAUGAUAAUGGACAUGGGGACUAAGCAUGCUGCCACGGUGGCGGGCCUAGAAGAAGCUUUGAAUAGUCAAGCCACGCUCGUCUCGAGACUGACUGCCGAAUGCCAAUCUCUCACACAGCGUUUGGAAGCUAACAAUCUUAAACACAAGGAAGAAAUGGCCGACCUACAAAACAACAUAGAACACUUGUCAAAUAAGAUACAAGGCAGUUUUGCAAGUCAUGAAGGAGGAACUCUUAUGGAAAUUAACGAUAAUAUUGGAACUUUUCAUUAUAACACAAUGGAUUCAGCAGCCCCGUCGCAUGUAAAGGAAUUACCAGUCGGUGCUCAAACGAUUCAACAGGAAUAUGAUACCGCGAGCGAUCAACAUGUAGAAGUGAACGCGCCAAAGGAAAACGAUCAAUCGACGAAUGACUUGUACGACUCGUCGGGCGAUCAAAGAUAUAUUAUGGAAAACAAUUUUGCGCCGAAUGCAAUGGAAACUAUGGAUCAGCAAGUGUAUCAACAGGAAGAAGCGGGUCACAGUAAUGAGGAGUAUAUAGCGGACGAUUCAAAUAUGGAUGCUUAUAUGGUGGAGCAAGAACAUAAUCAAUAUAAUGAUUACAGUCCCUCACAGUACCAAGAAGGACAGUAUGUUAACGGCGAACAGUUCAAUGUAAUAGCGGAGCAGAUGGACAAUAAUCAGACUGUCUCCGAUGUAGCCAGAUCAAAUACUGAAGCUUUACACUAACUUUAUAUUAACGAUAUACGCGCAUAUACAUACAUAUAUAAAUAUAAUCCGAAGAAUCUCUGUAUUAA